Molecule: messenger RNA, 261 nt
Organism: Neohortaea acidophila
Lineage: Eukaryota; Fungi; Ascomycota; Dothideomycetes; Mycosphaerellales; Teratosphaeriaceae
Product: cytochrome c oxidase, subunit VIb
Exons: 3
Coding region: 1-261 (86 amino acids)
Cellular component (GO): respiratory chain complex IV; mitochondrion
Source: RefSeq, a predicted model, not a curated record
AUGUCUGACGAUGAAGAGCGGGUCACCAUGCCCUUCAAGUUCGUGACUGGCUUCGACGCCCGCUUCCCCAACCAGAACCAAACCAAGCACUGCUGGCAAAACUACGUCGACUACCACAAGUGCAUCAACGCCAAGGGCGAGGAUUUCAAGCCAUGCCGCCAGUUCUUCCUCGCGUAUCAUUCGCUAUGCCCGUCUGCCUGGACCAACCGAUGGGAUGAUCAGAGGGAGAAUGGCAACUUCCCGGCUAGACUGGAUACUUGA